This is a messenger RNA of Bactrocera latifrons, 1132 nucleotides long. Its product is annotated as chaperone protein DnaK. The transcript has a single exon. NCBI's taxonomy places the organism in Eukaryota, Metazoa, Arthropoda, Insecta, Diptera, Tephritidae. Bases 4 to 1044 code for a protein of 346 amino acids. The record is from RefSeq and is a predicted model, not a curated record.
AAAAUGUCGCACAAACUGUGUGUUGUUUACGGAGUCCUUAGUAUCCUUUUGUAUAUCACAGCAACCGUACAAGCGGGUGUACUACGCGCUGACAAGCCAGCUGAGUCGCCAGUAACAGAAGCACAGGCCAACGAGAGCGUACAACCGGAGAGCACAACCAUCGAUAUUAUUGUUGCCGAUGAAGUGGCGCUCAGCAGAGAUGAAGAUGCGACUGUGAAGAUUGAUAUUGCCUCCUUAGAUCCGGCACCGGACACGGUCGAAGGCAUUGAAAUCACGUUGGACACAGUCGACGUUAAAACUGAGGAGCCAAAGCAAGACGAGGCGGCUGAAACGCAAACCGAAACCGCGCUGAGCAGAGAUGAAGUCAAUGCGCACGAAACUGUUGAUCUUGCACAGAACGUACCAGCCAGCAGCGUGGAAAUCACAGGCACACCACAAAAGUCGUCCAAGCUGCUGUUGCUGAGCACACCAAGACUGGCACGCGAACAGGAGGAAAAUAUUGCCGAACCCGAAGAUGUUGAUAUCAACACCGCCUUAUCCACGGAUGACACCACCGAGCUAAGCGUUGAGAAUCAAAAUGACAAUGACAAGUCUAGCGCGGAAAGUGAAGAGCAGGACACAAGAGACGCCACUGAAGAACCCAACUUUCUAACACGUGUACGCGAUGCAAUUUUUGGCAAAAAACCAGCAGCGGAAACAACGCAGGCAACUUUGGAUGGGCAAGAGGUUGCGUCAACACCGAGCGAUGAGGUGUUAAAGGCGGAUAAGGAUGAGAUUAAGAAAGACGAAGAGGGCGCCAAACCAGCCGUUGCUGAACAGGCACCAGCGCCACAUAAUGAUAAUGCAGCGACCGCUGUGCUAAUCGAAAGCGAGGCUGACUAUGUACUCGUCGACAGCGAUGUCGAACACCUGGAGCAUUUGGGCAGUUUCACACAUGCCGAAAGCGAGGAAUACCUGCAGCCCAUAGUUCAUUCCGUGGAGGUGGUGCCAUCGCAUUUUGAGGAACCGCUGCUCUUCACCACCAGCUACGUGCAUGCUUGGUAGUUGGAUAGCGUGGAUCCUGGCAAGCAGUUAUUGUUAAAUUAAUUUUAAUGUCAUGUUUUAGUUGCUCGUGCUUAGCGUUUCUUCCUUU